Messenger RNA from Cantharellus anzutake, 1066 nucleotides. RefSeq lists its product as uncharacterized. The coding region runs from base 337 to 936 and encodes 199 amino acids. The transcript has 5 exons. The record is from RefSeq and is a predicted model, not a curated record. NCBI's taxonomy places the organism in Eukaryota, Fungi, Basidiomycota, Agaricomycetes, Cantharellales, Hydnaceae.
CGUAUGCGUGUCACACCGCGAUAGCUUGCGCACCGUACGCAUGAGGCAGCGCUAGUACAGAAGCUUGUCAACUGGCAGAACCGCUCAAAGCCUAAGCGCCUCCAUGCCAGAGCGUCCAUGUGACGAUUCAUGCUGGCGCGGGCGCGCGUCAGAUUUGGUCACCGGGGGUUAACUCGAAUCUAGUCAUCGCUCCGCACCACUGUGGUGCCUCAUGUCAAAUGUGAAAUUAACCCCCCACCACAAUUUCAACAAACGCCACGACCACCGCCAACUCCACACAACACAAUUCAUCGAUCUUUACAUGAGCUAGCCAUUGCCAUUAGCGGUCAACCCAAUAUGAAUGUUAGUUAUGCACGCCUUUCCUUUUCUUGCCUCUGUCACUCCACCCUGUGCAUGGAUCUCAGCAUCAGCAUCGCCGCUGCCACUCAACAACUUACUCCCUACGUAACGCCCGUACGUCAAAGAUGUGUACAUAAUUCACCUUCAAACUCGGCUCCCCCACAACACGCCCUUCUUCGGGCUCACCCAGUCCAUGAUCCCUUAACUACAUGUAUGGUAAUAAUAUCAAUAAUCAUAUCGUUCAUCACCAUCACCAUCAACUACAUUCUUACAUCUUUAAGCACUCUAAACACUCUAUUACAGUGCUUAGAAUUGCAGGCUAUACCACAUAGUACCCAUAUCAGGAACGGGACUAACAACGCCGACGCCGCGCGAGAAAACAACUUGACCGCCCGUCUGUCGAUCGAGAUAAGGAGAUUGAAUCGGAUUAAUGCUCGCUCGGCUACCGACCACCGCUGCUGCAGGUGCCGCCAUGUGCCCGACACUCGAUACUACGUAAAGCCACCGUGGUAUGUAUGUAGUGUAAACACGAAGAGAACUGAGGGCGUCAAUGAAGACAAACUUCAAGCUUUUAAGCGUCAUUUACUCGAGUUGUGACAGGUUCAAAUUCACGAGAUUAAAUAGGACUUGUGUGCGCUGGCUUCAGUACCUCAGUUUUGGGAUGGAGUAACCUCCCUGGCAUAAUGGCACCAUAGGAUUAUUGGAAGCAGGAUUUUGUCAAUUAUCG